AUGGAAUCCGCCGCGACCAAGGAAAUUAUAACUUCUAAAAUUAUUUAUUAUACAUCUUCCUCGGCUGAUGAUAUUUCCGAAUUUAAUGAAACUGAUGAAAUUUUAGAUAUUUACUUAUCUUUUCAAGAGAAAUGUGCAUCAAUUUCGUCUAAUUCUUCUACUAUGGAGAAUGAUACUAAUGUUGAACUAGAACAAAAUAACGAAGGGUUCCAUUCACAAUUCAAAUAUUUAGAAGAAAAAGUUAGAGAGCGAGAAGGAGAAACAAAAGCUAAUCUCAAUAAUUUAGAAAAAAAGAUUAGUGAACGAGAAGAAAAAAGAGAAUCAGUAAUCUUGGAUUAA
Molecule: messenger RNA, 339 nt
Organism: Funneliformis mosseae
Lineage: Eukaryota; Fungi; Glomeromycota; Glomeromycetes; Glomerales; Glomeraceae
Source: the annotation of a GenBank genome assembly